GGAGGGUUGCGUUGUGUUGGGUACUUGUCAAAAAUUUUCAUAUCUCUCUGAGUCUCUCUCUUCAUUUUGGUUGGAACAACCCUCUUUGUUCUCUUCCCUUGUCUUUUCGUUUUCUCGUCUCAAACGAGUUAAAGGACAAAGGAAACCACAACCAACACGUAUAGACAGAGGAAUCCUAGUUCCUUUCUGGGAACGACGGAUCCUCCAUUCAUGCAGAGUACCCCUCAACAGGUAUUUCUCUUCAAAUUGAGGUGGUUGUGGCAGGCACAUAUAUCUAACACUUUGAUGGACUCCAUGUUAUAAUCAAUCGUAGGUUCUAAUUUCUUCCCAGGGGGAUCAAUUUUAGACACACUUCCUAAUCCUUUUUUGUGGUGAAAUAAAAGAAAGUCAAAAUGUUGGCUGGAUUAGUGAAGAAGAUCGCCUCCACCACAAUGGGGAGCUGUGCCUCAAAUCCAAAUAGAAAAGCCAGUGGUCACAAGAGAAGAAAACACAAGUCCGGCAAACGCAGAGGAAAUAUUCCCACAUCACUUCCUGAGAUGCCUUUGAAAAGGGUAAGCAAUGCUGGAAGCCUUGUGGGAGAUUUCAAUCUCAGUGACUUUGUUAACCUGGACUUUGAGAAUGGUGCUUCAGCCCCCUGCAGAAGAUCAGAGGUUUCAAAUAUGAAGUUUCAUUUAACACAGCUUCAAUACCACAGUCAAAUUGAUGCAAACGGAAAAUAUCAAGAAGAAGCAUGGUUUGAUUCAGUUAGCAUUAUAGAAUCUGAUUCAGAUGAUGACUUCAGCAGUGUGCAUGGAGAUUGUUUUCCCUUUGCCAGCAAUGCUUUGGCAAGUGGCCCAAAUCAGGUUGUUCAGUAUGAAACUGCAUCUUGCUUUUAUGAGAGCUACCUCAAAAUAGAUGGAAGUAACUGUAAGAAUGGGGAGAAAACUCAAGAAACCAACUCAAAACAAUCAACAGUUAUCAUGCUUUCUGUUAAAAGGUCAUCAAUUGAUGGAUAUGACAAGAUGACCGAAUCCUGUUCAUCAGAGAAAUUUCUUUAUCGUCCCAAGGCAGGGCAUCAAAUCCCAGGUUCAACUCAAGAAAAACCAUCACCUGGUACAUGGUCUGUGAUUACACCAUCAGUGUUCAAGCUUCGUGGUGAAAACUUUUUCAGAGAUAAGCAGAAGAGCCCUGCUCGCGAAAUCUGUCCUUACGUACCAAUAGGUGUUGAUUUAUUCUCCUGUCCGAAGAAGAUAAACCACAUUGCUAGGUAUAUUGAACUUCCAUCUGUCACAGAAAAUGAGAAAUUACCUUCCCUCCUCAUUGUUAAUAUACAGCUGCCAACAUAUGCUGCUAGCGUGUUCCUUGGUGAUGCCAAUGGGGAAGGCUUGAGUCUUGUACUGUAUUUUAAAUUGUCUGAGGAUUUUGAGAAUGAGAUCUCACAAAAUUUUCGGAGCAUGAUUAAGAGAUUUAUGGAUGAUGAGAUGGAAAAGGUGAAAGGGUAUACAAAGGAAAGCAUGGUUCCCUACAGGGAGAGGCUAAAAAUUUUGGCUGGUGUUGUUAAUCCAGAGGACCUUAACCUGUAUUCUACAGAGAAAAAGCUUAUAAAUGCUUACAAUGGCAAGCCUGUGUUAUCACGUCCUCAGCACGAGUUCUACAAGGGACCUAACUACUUUGAGAUAGAUCUGGAUAUACAUCGCUUUAGCUACAUAUCAAGGAAAGGACUUGAUUCACUCAGAGACCGUGUAAAGCUUGGAAUACUUGAUGUUGGCCUAACUAUCCAGGCACAAAAGCAAGAGGAACUUCCUGAGGAGGUGUUGUGCUGCUUAAGAUUGAACAAAAUUGAUUUUGUUAACCAUGGUCAAAUUCCUACCCUUGUGACUCUUGAGAAUAACUCAAGUUGAUGGAUGAAGGAGAAAACUUAAAGAAAAUAAGUUUGGUUGAUAGAUUCAAAGAGUGGGGUGCCAAAUCUAUUUAAUUAACAAGGGAAGUGAAAAAAAAAGGAAGAAGAGGAGCAAACUUGAAGAUUCAUUUUUUAAAAUUAUUAUUUAUGAGAUGAUGCUAUCAAAGUCCUAUAUGUUUAACUUUGCAUGACAAUUAUCUUCCUGUGUUAUUGUGAGGAAGGCUAAUUAAAAAUUGUAAUUGGGAUAUUCUUUUAGGAGAAAAGAAAAAUGUUUUCUAACAUUUUAGUUUGUAAGUUUAAUUUCUCUUUAAAGUUUAUUCUAUAUAAGAAGGU
Molecule: messenger RNA, 2212 nt
Organism: Vigna angularis (adzuki bean)
Lineage: Eukaryota; Viridiplantae; Streptophyta; Magnoliopsida; Fabales; Fabaceae
Exons: 11
Coding region: 393-1880 (495 amino acids)
Source: RefSeq, a predicted model, not a curated record